Molecule: messenger RNA, 1319 nt
Organism: Leptinotarsa decemlineata (Colorado potato beetle)
Lineage: Eukaryota; Metazoa; Arthropoda; Insecta; Coleoptera; Chrysomelidae
Product: arylsulfatase B
Molecular function (GO): sulfuric ester hydrolase activity
Source: RefSeq, a predicted model, not a curated record
CAAUUUCAUACAAAGCGACUUCGUCAUCUUAGGUUACUGGACGGGCCACCACGACUACUACGAUCACACUGCGGUUGAAAAUCCAGGCUGGGGACUUGAUAUGAGAAGGAACUUGGAUGUAGCGUACGAUCUUCAUGGGCAAUACUCCACUGACGUUUUCACGGCAGAAUCUGUCAAGUUGAUCAACGAGCACAACAAGAGUCAGCCUUUGUUCCUCUAUCUUGCUCACGCAGCGGUACACUCUGCAAACCCGUAUACUCCUCUACCAGCAUCCGAUGAGGUGGUCGAGCAAUUUUUCUACAUCAGUGACUAUAAGAGGAGACGUUUUGCAGCAAUGCUCAGCAGGUUAGACCAUUCCGUUGGAGAAGUUACAAAAGCUUUGCAAGAAAACAACAUGUUAGAGAAUACCAUAAUAAUAUUCAGCACGGAUAACGGAGGACCCGCAUCAGGAUUCAAUCUCAACGCCGCCUCAAACUAUCCAUUAAGGGGAGUGAAGAACACGCUAUGGGAAGGGGGAGUGAGGGGAGCUGCCCUGAUAUGGAGUGCUCUCAUAAAUAAAUCUCAGAGGGUCGCUGAUCAGAUGAUGCACGUGUCCGAUUGGUUACCGACUCUGAUAGAAGCUGCAGGAGGAGACGUCAGCAACAUAUCUGAUAUUGACGGAAUUUCAACGUGGACCGCUUUGUCCAAUGAUGAAAAAUCCAAUAGAACUGACGUCCUCCACAACAUAGAUGACAUUUAUGGAAANUCAACCCUCUAAAAUCACAAUCCCAAAUGUUUAGGAACGACAUACGAUGGCACGUGGGACAGUUGGUACGGCCCAAGCGGCAGAGAUUAUAACUACAGCCUAUCUCUGAUUGAAAACUCGGCAGCAGGACAGGCCCUAAGGGCCAUCAAUAAAUCAGCGUCUCGUUUGAAAAUGGAAGCGUUACGAGGGGAGGCGACGAUCGACUGUACGCCGCCAGUGAAUUCUACCGGAAAUUGCUACCCUCUGGAAUCAUCGUGUCUUUUCAAUAUUCUCACGGACCCAUGUGAAACAAACAAUUUGGCUAAUGAAUAUCCCCAUAUUCUCCAAAGUAUGGAAGGGGUUCUAGAACGAUACAACAAAACAGCAGUACCACCAGGAAAUCUACCUUUGGACCCGAGAGGAGAUCCUAAAAAUUGGGAUUAUGUUUGGACUAACUUUGGAGACUACACUGAAUCAACAACAAUGAUAGAUAUAUGAAGCAUUGAAGAUCAUCAAAAUUUUUAUGAAUAUGUACUGAAAACAAAUGUGUCAAAAUCAAAGUAAUAAGAACAUUUUUAGGGGUGGGGUUCAAUGA